AUGGAUGAGGCGGUGCCUUCAAGUUCCUCAUCUAGAUCGAGGAGUCGAAUGGCUCGGGCGUCUUCUUCCCGUAAGGAUGAGGAGGAGGAGGAGGAGAUACCCGAUGUUCACCCUGAGCACGGGGAAGAUGAUGCGGAGGAGGAGGGCUACCCGGGAGCGCCUACAGACACUUCUAAACGACCGACCAUAAAAUCCGUGAACCAUGCGCGGAAAAUAUUUGAUUUGUUUAAACCACAUGCUCAGUGGUUUAAUGACUUUGUAGCUGGGAGCAGGCUUGGCGGGUUAUGCAUGACCGGAUAUAGUAUUAUCAACCACGACAUGCAGGGGGCUUUUGUCGAGUGGUGGCACAAGAAGACGUCUUAUUUCCACUUUCCUGUUGGGGAGUUGACGAUCACCUUACACGAUGUGGCCUGUCUGCUCCACCUACCGAUCAGAGGGAGGUUACUGGACCAUUCCCGGAUACAGAGGGUUGAGGCCAUAGAGUGGAUGAUGGACUAUCUAGGUAUGGAUCCAUACAUGGCAGAUUAUGAGUGCAGAGCGACGAGUGCGCAUAUCUGGUUUUCCAGCUUGAAUGAGCUUUAUGAGAACCACUUGGUGGCGGCAAUGGAGUCCAAGCAGGAGGGUGACGGGCUUUUUACUGAGUAUCAUUGUGCUUGCGCUCUGCGGUGUUGGUUCAUGUUCUUGGUAGGCACUACACUCUCUAUGGACAAAAGUGCAACCUAUGUCGACAUAACGUAUCUUUGA
Molecule: messenger RNA, 744 nt
Organism: Vicia villosa (hairy vetch)
Lineage: Eukaryota; Viridiplantae; Streptophyta; Magnoliopsida; Fabales; Fabaceae
Product: protein MAIN-LIKE 1-like
Exons: 2
Coding region: 1-744 (247 amino acids)
Source: RefSeq, a predicted model, not a curated record